Molecule: messenger RNA, 2313 nt
Organism: Paramacrobiotus metropolitanus
Lineage: Eukaryota; Metazoa; Tardigrada; Eutardigrada; Parachela; Macrobiotidae
Product: centrosome-associated protein CEP250-like
Exons: 4
Coding region: 1-2313 (770 amino acids)
Source: RefSeq, a predicted model, not a curated record
AUGGACAAAGACCAAGAGAAGGCGCUCGAGGCGGUCGCCAACCAGGAAAGUUCCAGUGACGACCAGAAGCACACUCCCGCACCUACGGCGGGAAGUGAUCCGAUGAACCAGAAUAAGGUCACUGGGGAGGAAAGAGCCACAGAAAGAGGAGCGGAUUCAAUUGGAGCAUCACAGCUGGAUGUUACCAUUGGCGGAACGAAUGAGCAGGAUAAAAAUGCGAACCUGACUCAAGUGGAAGAGAGAAACACAAAGGUCACCGAAGAGGAACUGGCUGAGCUGGGAUUGGAUGACCUUUCACUGAACGGUAAAACCGCAGGCGAUGACCUUUGGGCAACUCCAAUGGUCUCAGAUGAGUCAAACGAAUCAUACUUCACGGAUGACGAAGCGACGAUGAAUAUGUCCUUCCAAACUGCGAUGAAGGAAGCCGACCGCGCUGAAGGUAUGACACGAUUUAAGGACAUACCAGAGCACCUCAUUGAACGGACACAAACUGGAAAGGUCAUCAAUGUACGACCGCCAUCACCGAACAGUCCCACGUCAACUUUGAAAAGACGUGUAAAGGAAUUGGAAGAAGAACUCGAAGUGAAGGAAGGUCAGGUGAUGAAAAAAAGACAGGAAUACCAAACCCAGAUGGGAUCCCUCAAUGCUCGUAUUUAUGAAUUGGAGCAACAACAGGCUUAUUUGGAGAACACGGCGGACGAAUGGAAGAUCAAAUACGAGCGCCAAAAAGAACUCGCUGAGGAGUACCUGAAAAUGGUAGAUGACAGAGAAAUGGAAGGUCAUCUUGCAGUCAGUGACCUUAACGAGAGUAUGUCCGAGGAAACAGCGGAAAGGUCACGGCAUUUGGCAGAAUUGAAGGACGAAUGCGACUCCCUGAAACAAAAGGUCACUGAAGCAGAAGCCAAGAGAGAUGAUUAUGCGACUAAACUUGCCGAGGCUACCCAGCGACUACUGACAAACACUACCGAAGUGUUUAAACUCAGGAAUGACCUGAAGCUGCGUGACGAGAAUAUCGGGAUCCUCCAGAAGGAAUCAUAUGAUCACCAGAGAAGGGCCGAUGAAGCCGCCAGGGUGGCCAAGGAACAUGAAGAAGAGAACCAGGCGUUGAAAGAAGAUAACCGAAAGGUAUCCGAAGAGAUCAACGAGUUAAAAGGAACCGUUAAGACAAUUGCCGAACAGGGCAUGAGGUGGGAGCAUGAGGCACACCUCUUGGACGUAAAGGUCACGGCGCUUGGGUUGAAAGAUAAAGAAUGGCAACAAACAGUUCACCAGAAGACGCAGGAAAUCAUCAAACUCAACACGGAGCUGAUUGAUAUGACCCAAACGGCGAUGACAAGAGAAGAUGAGGUCACCCAGUCGAAAAACCAAUUGAAAGCAUCAGCUGAGGAAUACAUGAUGUUGGAAAGGGAUGUGACCCAGUUGGCAGAACACAUUAAAAAAGUGGAGAACGACACUGAAAAGGUCAUUCAGGAGAAAACAUUCCAGCUCCACCAACACAUGUUGAAGGUCAAGGAGGAAAAUCAGAACUUGAAAACUGAGAGGGAAGAAUUCCAGCUGAAAGUCAAACGCCUCGAAGACGAGAAUAAGGCCCUCAACAUGUCGAACAAACACAAGGAUGAACAGCUGUUGCAAUACGGAGCAAAGAGAAUCAUUACUGAGAAACAGGCCGUGGGCUUCCUAAUUGAAGGAUGUAGGGUGGAUAAUGAACUCUACAAGGCACUGCGCAUACAGAAGUGCAAGACGCCAACGGACGUAAAGGACUUCUUCCGACAUUGGGCAACGGGCGAGGAAAAGUAUAAGGCGCCGAAAGGUCGACGUAAUCAGGAAUACGUGACCAUCCGGCAAGGCCAAGUGGAAAAUGUACCGCAACAGAGGAUGACAGCUGCACCAGUCCAACAGCCAGUGGAAUACCAUGUGGAAACCCCGGUCAGAGAGGUCACGGAAAAGGUAACCUUUAUCGACAGUCAGACGGGGCAGCCGAUAACCUAUGCGAUGGUAGCGGCGAUACAAGCGGCGGCCCAACCUAAAGGUCAAAAGACGUCUGGAACCGUGGAGAAGGAAGCGCAACCUAAAGGUCAAGAGAGUUCCGUGUCUAUGGAACAACCGAAAGGUCACGAGACUUUGAAAGAAGAUGGGAAAGAAAAGGUCAUGCUCCCCAUAGAAAAAGCGGCAGUAGAUGCAGAAGCGGACUCCGCGCGACAGGUGGUUCAAAAAUCGCUGUUUACACUGUUGAAAGAGGCUUCAGCGACGGAGAAACCGAAAGGUCAAGAGAUUCCACUGACGACCGAGAAAUCCAAAGGUCACGAGACUUAG